Corythoichthys intestinalis (scribbled pipefish) is the source of this 1849-nucleotide messenger RNA. It is a transcript of the gene stard10, whose product is annotated as StAR related lipid transfer domain containing 10. The transcript has 7 exons. Gene Ontology annotation, molecular function: lipid binding. The record is from RefSeq and is a predicted model, not a curated record. Lineage: Eukaryota; Metazoa; Chordata; Actinopteri; Syngnathiformes; Syngnathidae. The coding region runs from base 451 to 1239 and encodes 262 amino acids.
GGAGGCGUCUCCAUUGAAGCAGCCGCUGCGUCGCCUGUCUGGCAAUCAAACCGAGCCGCGUUUCCCCUCCCACUCCCCGGUUCGUUUCGUUUCGCCCCGCAUCUCCUCAGCGAACACCAAAUGCAGGGAUGGAUAACAGCUAUAAACUCAAACACGACGACUGCAGACCAGCGGAAGUGGAACGCGUACAAUAAAUCCGUGAUAGCCAAGGAGGGAAAGAGGGUGGAUUGUCACCUGUGCGCUCAGCGGCGGCGUCCACACCUCUAUUUGACUAGUUAGCGUUCAUUGUACCUCCCAAAGUGAGCAUGCGCACACGUCACAAGACUGCGCUGCAGGUUUCUCGCUAAAUUGAAUUAAGCUGUUAACUUGUUCAAACACAAGAGGAGGGAGACUCCCCGCCGAAGCUCUCUUGCUCUCUCGCGUCCCGACCUCUUUUCACGGGACAGAGACAUGUCUGGACGGACUGUGACCAUCCCGGACGACCGGGCGUUCGCCAGCUUUAAGUCGGAGUGUCUGAGUGAGGAAGGCUGGAAUGUCACCUACAACAAGGGGGGCAUCGCGGUGUGGAGCCAGGUGCUGGAGGAGGGCAAGUCUGUCCACAAAAUAAAGUGUCGGAUGGUCACUAAGGACGUGUCAGCUGAGACCAUGUACGAUGUUCUCCAUGACAUUGAAUACAGAAAAAAUUGGGACAAGAAUGUCAUCGAGACCUUCGAUAUUGGAAAGCUUACUGUCAAUGCAGAUGUUGGUUAUUAUGCAUGGAAGUGUCCUAAACCGCUCCGUAACCGAGACGUUGUCACGCUUCGCUCCUGGUUACCAAUGGGGAAAGACUACAUCAUCAUGAACUACUCUGUUAAGCAUGCAAAAUAUCCUCCUAAAAAGGAUGUGGUUAGAGCUGUGUCCAUACAGACUGGCUACAUGGUCCAGAGCCAGGGGCCCAACCACUGUGUCCUCACAUACAUGGCGCAGCUAGAUCCACGAGGUUCAUUACCCAAGUGGGUUGUGAAAAAGUUUUCCCACUACCUUGCACCAGGCGCAAUGAAGAGUAUUAACAAAGCAUGUUUGAAGUAUUCUGACUGGAAGCAGAGACACAACCCUGGAUUGAAGCCUUGGCUCUACCCAGAACAGACUACAUUACCCAGCAUCCCACUUUCUGAGCUUAGCAUUCAGCAUGCCGAGAGCCUGGAAAAUAUUGAUGAGAGCUCCCUGGCUGAGACCAAUGACAGGGAUGACAGCUACUAAUCCAUGCACAUGCAAGUUAGACCUAGAUCAUGUAUUCAUACAUACAUGCAUAAAUGCAGGGAUACAUGCAUGCCUGAUACACAAUUACCCAUACGCUUUGUAGAUGCAUUCACACAGACACACAGUGAUUGUAUACCUCUUCAUGCUCACAGCAUAUUGUGUUGGAGCAUUCAGAUGCAAAUGCACAUUUCAAGAAGUCAGCUCCAGUUUUUCCUACAUAAUGCAUGCAUACAUACUUUCCCUAUGUCGGAUGCGCUCACAGCUGCACAGUCACUUGCAAUGGACUGCAAGUAUUUUUUACAACUUAAGAAAUAUUGGUCGAAUAUCUACAAAUGCAAGUUGCCCGUUAGUUUUCAAAUCAGAUUGUUAUGGUAAAUCUUGGCAAAUCUACAGGAUAGAUGUUUAUAUGUUAGUGGCUUUCAAUUAAACCUCAGCAAAACAAUGUAUUUAAAACUGAUAUUCCUCCACAGUUUGCAUAAAUGGAGUUCAUAUUUCAAUGGUUUAAUGUGUCCAACGAAAAGAUUUACAGAUUUGUUUUCAUUUGUAUGUCUCUAUCAUGUUUUCAGUUGUUUUGUAAACACACAAUAAAUAUGCAGGUGUACAGAAAGCA